This is a messenger RNA of Pistacia vera, 883 nucleotides long. RefSeq lists its product as uncharacterized. Gene Ontology annotation, cellular component: membrane. Gene Ontology annotation, biological process: phosphate ion transmembrane transport. Lineage: Eukaryota; Viridiplantae; Streptophyta; Magnoliopsida; Sapindales; Anacardiaceae. The coding region runs from base 1 to 831 and encodes 276 amino acids. The transcript is spliced from 5 exons. Gene Ontology annotation, molecular function: phosphate transmembrane transporter activity. The record is from RefSeq and is a predicted model, not a curated record.
AUGGCAUUUUCGGCUGGUGCCAACAAUCUUCCAGCUCCGGUUGUGGUGGUUGCUUUGGCUAUUAAAAAACUUGAUGCAACAGGAAAGCAUAAGUCAGCCAAGAAAAACAUGGCCAAAAAGCAACAAUGUGUAGAAAGUCAGGAUCAGAUUCAGACCAAUGAUACAAAAGGGGAAGAUGAUAUUGAGGAAGUAUUAAAAGAGUUUAUGGAGAUGAUACUUGACACAGUCUAUGGAGAGGAAGAGCGAAGCUGGGCCUCGCCAGAUGCAAUCCAAAUAAUUAAAGAUCCUGAGCAGGCUCAACCUAUAUCCCAGAUUAAUUUGACAGUGACUGAACAGUGCACACCAUUUAAACAAUUGCUUGAGUUUACCCCAAACCAGUUGGUUAUUGAGUGUGACAAACACAUCCUCAUUCGGGCUGCUUUAGCUGAAAAAUAUGAUGAGAUAGAGGAAUUCUUCAGCUUUCCACAGCUUCUAGCUUCAUCUAUAUUCGCUCUCAUUCAAUCUGCUAGUGAGAUAGCUGCUGUUGUAAGUCCAUAUGGAGCCAUUGUUGAUGUUUUCAAACGCAGAGAAAAAUAUUCCGGAAAUGGCGAAGAUGUGUUAGAUGUGAGCUGGUGGUUUAAAGGUGUUGGAGGAUUUGCAGCCGCAAUGGGAUUCUUCCUGUGUGGAUGGAGGCUAACUCAAUGUCUUGGUGGGAAGCUCACAUUCAUGAGCAAUUCUAGAGGAUUAGCCUCACAAUUAUCAACUGUUGCUGCAAUCAUCAUAGUAACUCAGAUAAAUCUUCCUGUUUCAAGUGUUCAUGCUUUUGUUGGAUCACUUGUAGGAGUAGGAUAGCUGAUGAUUUUCGGGUAUGGUUUCUUACAUCUUAAGCUAAAUUUAUUUUUUC